CAUUAUGGAUAUUUUUUGUGACUUUAGACUUUGAUAAAAUUAGUUCAGACGUGAUUGCUCUCCCUUGGCUAGUUGGGCAUGCGCAAUUAAUGUUAUUUUAGGGCUAUUUAACCGAGCUAGUCGCCAUUAGCAUUCUAGCCAUGAAGAUAUGACAGUUGGCGACAUUAUUUUACUUUCAAUUGCAAUUGUUUUUCUUGGAGGAUGUAUAGUAUCAUGGCUUAUUCACAUUAUAGCUCUUGUUUAUGCAAAGGUAAAACUACACCGAGCCGCGCCAGCUGUUUGCCCGGAAGACCUCCAGGGAAUCUCUGUGAUCAAGCCUCUUGUCGGUGUAGACUCUAACCUGUACUAUAACCUGGAAACUUUCUUUAAAAUGACAUACCCUAAGUUUGAGCUGUUAUUUUCGGUGCAAGAUGAGCAGGACCCAGCAAUCAUGAUUGUUCAAAAGCUCAUUGAAAGAUACCCCAAAGUGGAUGCAAAGCUUUUCAUAGGAAUUCAGUAUGCUGGCCCAAAUGGGAAGGUGAACAACAUGAUGAAAGCUUACCAAGCCUCCCGCUACCAUCUCGUCAAUAUUUCGGACAGCUCAAUACAAGCUCCCCCUGACAACCUGUACGACAUGGUGGGUCACAUGACUGCUGACACGGGUGUCGUCCUCCAGAUGCCAUUUUGCUGUGACAGAAAGGGCUUCGCUGGCAUCUAUGAGAAGGUGUUUUUCGGAACAAUGCAAGCUCGGAACAUGUUGAGCGCGGUUGCCACUGGCAUCAACUGUUCUACUGGAAUGUCAUCUCUAAUUCGCAAAGAAAUUGUGGAGACUGCGGGAGGACUCGACACGUUUGCCAAGUACCUGGCGGAGGACUUCUUCCUAGCUCAUGAAGCAGUCUUACAGGGGUACAAGGUAAAGUUGAGUAACAAGCUGGCUAUGCAGAAUUCUGGUAUGUACAGUGUUGACCAGUUCCACAGGAGGCUGGUGCGCUGGAGCCAGCUCCGGGUGGCCACCGUCCCAACACUCAUCUUCCUGGAACCUUUGUCGGAGUGCUUGUUGCAAGGCCUGGUCAUGUCUCUGUGUUUCCAGUACGUGUUUGGCCUCUCGGCAAUGGCAUUCUUCCUGCUUCACAUGCUGCUCUGGUUUCUUUCCGACUACACACUUCUCACUUCCUGCCAGAACGGCCCCCUCCCCUUCACCAAGUUUGACUUCCUGUGUGCUUGGCUCCUGCGUGAGUGCACCACAUUUUACCUCACUCUGAAAUCUCACAUGACUUCUGUAAUCGUGUGGCGGCAUCGAAAGUAUCGCCUCAAGUGGGGAGGGACCAUUGAGGAAAUCUGAAUUAUUUCUCUUUUAGUUCGAGACAGCUCAUCAUGUUUUCACAUUAUUGUCUUUGUGCCUGAACUGAAUCUCGAAAGAUCAUACUGCUUCUUCAUCAUUCAUGUGGAAAGGAUCAUAUUUCUGUUUUUGUGUCUUGAAAUCGCAUUUUUGUUAACCAUUUCAUCUCGCAAAGAUUUUUUUAUAUAUUUUAAUUGAUGUUGACACUGCAUUAAAAAAUUUUUGUCAUGUAAGCAGCAUUUUAAAUGGAUUUUUUUAUUGAUUUAAUCAAUAUUAAUGGUCAUAUAUGCAUUUUAUUGCUUUAAUUAAAUGUUUUAAUUAAGAGUGUAUACAUACAUUAUGAUUUAUAUGGAUUAAGAAUAGUUCACUUUUUUUUAAUCUAAAACGUUUGGCAGAAAUUAAACAUCUUUAAUUUAUUGUUUAUAUUUUAAUGAACAUGAAAGUCCUUAGAUGACUAGUGAUGUAUUUUGGUUGUUGGUAUUGAAACAGUCACAGAAGAUUUUUAUCAUGUGUGAACUGGUCUUUUUUGGUAUUUGUAUCUAUGACAGUGCUCAGCAAUGCAAUUUUUGUGUGAAUAACGGCAUAAGUUAAAUAUUACAGUUGUUAUUUAUAUGUCAUAAUAUAAACAAUUUCAAUAGUGCUGAUGUAUGUGUGACUUACUAUUUUAUGGUAGCUAUCUUUUCAAUGUACCGUAACUUUAACACCUUAAUGAUUUUUAUGUGAUAAUUGGUAUCUGGUAACAAUUCUAUAUAGCAUUAAGCCAUUUGUAUAAACAUGUUGCAAUUACAUGACCAACUGACCAAAACAGUCCGGACUCUCUGUUUUCUGUUUGAGAAUUUAUGAAGGAAAAUCAAAAUUAAUCUAGAAAGACAAAAAGAGCAAAGCAUCUAAAUAAUUUCCUUCUUCCAACUAUAAAAAUUUGGGUUGGUCAUGCAACAGCAAACAAACAAUUCUUGAGUAUUGCCAGUAGGCUAGAGGUGCUAUUCUCCUUCCUGUCUUGUGGGCGUGUCUCUGUGUUGCCGUGGAAACGGCACUGUUCGACCCUGCCAACCCCGGCAGUGGCAUGACAACAGAACAGAGACUGGUUCCCGGAGACAGGGCUGGAUAUGUGUUGAAUGGGGGGAGGACUUCACAGUAAUAAAUGAUCUAUGUAAAUAUAUGAGUUGGUUAUGUGUUUGUAGAUUGAUUGUUAGGAAUCUUACAAUGGUAGCUUACUUACCUCUUCUGUAAAAGUGACUGUAUAUUCAUGUAUAUUUGCAUAUUUUUGCAAGAACCAUUAAGCCUUUGAUUGUCAAAAUCUUUUCUUUUUUAUUUCAUUAAAGUUCAGCAUUGCUUUGAAAAAAAAUGUAUUGGUUUUGUGUGUCCUGUUAGUAAAAUAAUGAAGUGUUUAUGUGUAUUUGCAAUGGACAUUUCCUGUAUGUGAAAGUGAUUGAAUGUAUAACAAAGUGAAUUUCUAAACUUUUUAUACAAGCCUUUAUCAAUCAUUGUAAAAAAUGCAAUCUAAAACUGUACUUUUUUCCUUUUUGAAUAUUGAUUUUGCUGUUAAUGCUAAUUCUUUACAAAAGGAAGAUAUAUGAAUAUUUGAUAAUAGUCGUAACAAAAGGAAGAUAAAUGGAUAUUUGAUCAUCUGAUUCAAGUUUUGCAAUAUAAAAAAACGCUUGGUUAUUCUCCCAAUGCUGUGUUUUUGGUUAAUUUAAGUACUGUAAACAUACUUUUGAAGGUUCAGACUAAGGCACAGGAAAUGAAUGAUAACCAAAGACGCAGUUUGUUAUCUGAAAGAAGUGAUUUAUGAUCAAAUAUCCGUUCCUAUUUGAAAAAAUGAACUUGAACACAUUUUUUGUUAGCAUGAAGUGGCAAGCAUAUGUAUUGUAUCUAUCACAGGAUAAGGACGUAGGGGUGGGGUAGUUUCCAGGGGGACAUGACCCCAUACAUAUCCAAGCUCAUUGUGACCCUGGGGCACAGGAUUCAAUGCUUCAGUGACUAAAUGAAACAUGAAAUUAUUAUGUAAUUAUGACAGGUAAAAGCCCAACAUACAUGAAUGAAAUGCAAGACUUAUUCUUAUCUCAUAACUUAAUAUUAAGCCUAUCCACAAAUCUAUACAUUUUAAAUUUUGACAUUGGACUGUUCUCUACAAGUGAUAUUUUAAAUGAGGUCACUGUCCAUGAAGUGAGAGUACACUUGUUAUAAAAUUUUAAUGAUGACAUUGGUUCCUGAUUUUAGCCAAUGAUAAAGUCAAGUUUACCACUCUCUGAUUCAUGGUCAUUGCCAUGAGUAUGGCCUACAUUCAUGAUGUCUGCGCUGAUAUCUUUAUGAUGUCUGUGUCAAUAUCUUCCUGGAUGUUAUCUGCCAAUUAUCUUGUCACUGUUCAGGUUAUUGUCAUCAGUUGGGCAAACUUUGAUAACAUGUCAUCAUCCCAUAUCAAAAUACAACCCUUACUGCGGCUCUGAUAUAGUUAUCAAAGUCGGUGACAGAUAGACUUGCACAUUUUAAUGUGGUACAGGUUGGCAAUUUGAACAGGAUCAUGUCAUUUAUUAGUUAAACUUGCAUGCCUAUGUCUAGUUCAUUUGCAAAAUACUGAUAACCUAAUAUUGAAAUAUUGGUUAGGCCUGGAUGAAGACAGAUGCAUCAGAGUAAGUUGAAUAACUCAGUCUAACUAUUCGUAAUAUGAUUAAUUAGGUAAACAUUGCACAGGUCAGUGUUUUUCCAUGGUUUGUACGAUAGUACCUUAUUAAUAUUAAAUUGAAGCAAUAAGCGUUGAAGCAUUGAAUACUUGGGUGCCAGUUCUGGACACAGCCUGGUUAGUAGCAAGUGUUCUCCCAGCACUUGUGUGGCAUGAUCGUCCCCCUGGGGAAGGGUGCCCUGUAGCAACUAGUAGUAGCUGUAGCAAAUCAACCAACAAGUUCUUCUUUUACAGCCAAUACCAACCAACAUAUAUAUAUAUCAUUUUCAAAGAAAAUAUGUAUUUUAAGUUUGAUGGAUUUUUUUACAAUGAAUUAUAUUAAUUAUAUAAUACAAAAUAUAUUGUUUAUUUUUAUUUUAUAUACAUGUAUACUGCCAUUUCGGUUGAUUAAUAAGGACAAUAAAGUGUGUAAAAUUCA
This is a messenger RNA of Mya arenaria, 4416 nucleotides long. Its product is annotated as ceramide glucosyltransferase-B-like. Gene Ontology annotation, biological process: glucosylceramide biosynthetic process. The transcript has 8 exons. The record is from RefSeq and is a predicted model, not a curated record. Gene Ontology annotation, cellular component: membrane. Lineage: Eukaryota; Metazoa; Mollusca; Bivalvia; Myida; Myidae. Gene Ontology annotation, molecular function: ceramide glucosyltransferase activity. Bases 149 to 1321 code for a protein of 390 amino acids.